GGAGUCAAGCCUCAUUGUCAUGGCGCAACAAUGUUGCCAUUACGAGUUGGCCCAAUGUUGCACGGAUGAAUCAGGAAAAGCAACUUCUAAAUCUUGAUUAGAGGAAUAUUAAGCUGAAAGUUGCGAAACAGGAGGAAGACAAGUCAAACACUUUAUUGUGAGUCCAAAUUCCACAUUAGGGCUCGUCUGGCGUUUGAACCUGAUAAAGGGAAAUUUAUGUGCAGUUUUGGAAAGCCUUCAGGAAUCUCGACGUGGAACGAAGGAAGGUCUCACUGAGUCACCGUCACCCAUGCCUGCACUCAGCUGGGAGGGACCAAGGCGUGUGUGUGUGUGUCAGGUGGCUGCAGGCUAACAAGGUGAGACUGUGGUAGAAGACAAGCGGACAAGAGAGAUGCUGCUCACCUGACAGGAAGACCACAAAGAAGGAGGAAAAAAAAUCGAAGCAUGGCAGCACACGUCUGACCAUCUUCUUCAGCCAGCAAGGUCUCUCAUCGGUCCCGCCGCCAUCAUGUCUGACCCCAGCUGGUGGAAGCUCAGCUUCUCCCGCAAGAAGAAGUCCGAGUCUAAGGUCCUGUACGAGAUCCCGGCGGAGUGCGGCAGCAACACCAAAGACCCCCAGGGGGGCGGCGGGCCCACUCCGGAGGCCACCGAGUUCAGCGCCCGGUUGGAGAAAAUCGUGGAUAAGUCGGCCACUAAGGGGCGCCAUGUCAAGGUUUCCCACUCAGGACGCUUCAAGGAGAAGAAGAAAAUCCGGGUCACGCUGGCCGAGAACCCCGACUUGUUUGGCGAGCAGAAUUUGGCUGAGUAGAACCACAAGAAGAAAAAUGACAAGUAGCUGAAAGACUCUGGACCAACUUGUGCCGGGCCAACAGAACCAAAUGAAUUUAUUUUAGUAUCCUAAUGUUUUAUUCUUAUUACUCGUGCUACACAAUCAAUACACAAGUGGAGGAACCAAAGCAGAGAAACAUUGUUGUACAUAUCAAACAAGAUGGUGUCGGUGGAUUUUCUUUUUGUUACAUUCAACAAAGACAUGUAAACGCUU
Messenger RNA from Syngnathus acus (greater pipefish), 1042 nucleotides. Its product is annotated as proline-rich protein 15-like protein A. The record is from RefSeq and is a predicted model, not a curated record. The transcript is spliced from 3 exons. Bases 509 to 808 code for a protein of 99 amino acids. Lineage: Eukaryota; Metazoa; Chordata; Actinopteri; Syngnathiformes; Syngnathidae.